AUGGACUUGGCGGAGACCAUCAGCCACAUGCGUCAUGUGCGGGUGCUAAUUGAAGUGGCAACAGAUCCUUUCCAUAACCAGGAGAAGGAGCAGGACCUGCUGGCAACCCAUUUGCUGUCCUUUUGCCUGCGACAGGGAAUGCUCAAUGUGAUGUUAUAUUUUCAGCAGUGGAUGCGAGCUCUACAGCUGUACAGCUACGAAGCCUUUCCGGAGUUUAAGCUUUUGAAGCAAAGUUUCAAGAAACAGAUACACUUGUAUUCCAGAAAAUUGGACAAUUUGCGAGGAUAUGCAUUGCGUGUUAUGCCCGAUAAAUCGGAGCCCAAUACAAUACUUUAUAGAGAUGGUCAAGGCCAAUUGAGGGUCACUGGCUAUCUCUGGAAAUUUAUUGCUACCUUUGCAAAAAAGCACAGAGCACAACUGCAGCUAAUUGGGGACCCACGGCGCCUAGAUAGUUCCAUUAAUCAUCUGCAAAUGCUCAACUAUAUACGCAGUAAUAUGGCGGACGUUGGCUUGACCACACAAUCUAUACCGGAGAAACAUAUGCAAUGGUAUUAUUUCUACUCCUAUCCCAUGUCCUUCGGCAGUUGGUGUGUGAUGCUGCCGCUGGAACGUCCUGUAAGUGUGCGUGCUGUGAUGGGGCGAGUGCUUCGAGCGGAAGCUCUGGCGGUACUGUUGCUGUGUGUGAUCCUUUUGGUGUCAGUGCCUCUCCUGCUACGUUGGUUGCGGCAAAGACCACGGUUCUUAACGCCCCUCUGCGCCCUGGCCAUGCUAGUGCUCUGCGCCAGCCAGGCGCAAAUUUUAUCGCUCCUGAUAGCGCGUCCAGCCAGCGACAGCAUCAAUAGCUUUGAUGCCCUUCUGGCCUCGGAUUUGCGGAUCUUUGGACUCCGCGCCGAAUUCGACUACAUGGAUGGGGCCUUUCGAGCCAAAUACGCAAGAGCCUUUCAUCUCACUAGCAACUGGUCGGAGUUUCAUGCGAUGAGGCGCACAUUUAAUGAGAGCUACGCCUACUCCAUAACAACGAUGAAGUGGGAGGUGAUGGCCACACAGCAGCGACACUUCGCCCGCGCCCUCUUCCGCUACUCCAAAGACCUCUGCUUCAACGAUUUUAUACCUUUUCGCCUGCUAGUGCCCGAGCAGACAGUCUUCAGGAAGGCACUCAAGCAUUUCAUUCUAGAGACCCAUCAAUCUGGAUUACUGGACUUCUGGGUACGUCACAGCUUUUACGAUAUGGUCAAGGCAGAUCGCAUUACCAUUAGGGAUUACAGUGAGAAAAAGAAAUUGGAAAGGCUGCAGCUGAAGGACUACCAGGAUAUUCUGCUAUGGUUCUUGGGCGGCCUGCUUUUGGCCAUACUGGCAUUCGUUGUCGAGCUUCUGGGCUUCUAUGUGAAGCGCUACCUGAAUUAUUUGUAG
This is a messenger RNA of Scaptodrosophila lebanonensis, 1410 nucleotides long. RefSeq lists its product as uncharacterized. Bases 1 to 1410 code for a protein of 469 amino acids. The record is from RefSeq and is a predicted model, not a curated record. The transcript has a single exon. NCBI's taxonomy places the organism in Eukaryota, Metazoa, Arthropoda, Insecta, Diptera, Drosophilidae.